This is a messenger RNA of Dimorphilus gyrociliatus, 3022 nucleotides long. Lineage: Eukaryota; Metazoa; Annelida; Polychaeta; Dinophilidae. The record is from the annotation of a GenBank genome assembly.
UUAUUUACAUGUCAGCCGGCAAGCGGUUUACAUCCGAUAUAUUAACAAUAUAUAAUCCAUCUUAUCAGAAUGUGUCUCUUUUAAUUUGUUGUUAUUUUUUGGGCCUCUGAUAAACCGAUAAUAGGUGUGAAAGAAGAAAGCCGUUUUUUUUGUGCUUCUUUCGUUUUAUGGAUUUGUGCAUACUUGACUAGCUGAUUUGUUUAUAUUCAAUUACUAAACUAUCAGCGGCAAAGCGUUUAUUCCGUUUGAAAAUAUAUAAAUAUAUUGAAACUGUAGUUUUCAACUUACAACUAAUCUUCUUCUUCUCCUCCAUCAUCCUCCUCUUCUUCUUCUUCUUCUUCUUCUUCUCCUUAUCCUCCUUCGCCUUCUGCUUCGGAACAAUUAGUAAAACUAGAAAAAAUGUUGAAAAAUCUCCUCUUGCUCGCUUUUAUCAGCUGCGUCUUUUGCAAAGAAUAUUACACAGUUGUCUUUGACGCCGGAUCAUCCGGAACUCGUGUUUACAUAUACAAAAUAAAGCAAAGGAUCAAUUUACUACCAGAAAUCAAAUUGGUAAUCAACCAUAAAGAAACUCCAGGUAUCGAUGAUAAAAAUAUCGAAGACGUUGAAAGUUAUUUGGAAAGUUUUACUCGAAUAAUAAAAGACAAUGUACCAGACAAUUUUAAAAAAUUCACUAAAAUUCACUUUUUGGCAACUGCAGGAAUGCGCCUUAGCAAGAAGACGGAGGCUCAUAGGAAAUUAGAUCGUGUUCGUAAAGUUUUACGAAAUUUAAAGCCUUUUCCAUAUGAUAAAUCAAACGUAAGAAUCAUGUCUGGAGAAGAAGAGGGUGCGUACACCUGGGUUGCUACCAAUUACCUAACUAAACAAUUGGAAAAUGCUAACAAAUCGCAAACAAUUGGCAUAGUCGAAAUGGGAGGCGCUUCUAGUCAAAUUGCAUUCUUAAAAGAGGGGAAUAUUUUAGCCAACUUUUUCCAGGCCCAAAUAGGCUUAAAACAGUUUCCUCUCUAUUCACAUUCCUAUUUACACUAUGGAAAAGAUAAAGCCCUGGAAUGGAUCAGAUCUUAUUUGAUGAGAAAGCAUAAGAAGGGUAUAAUUGAAGAUCCCUGUAUGGUUGAAGGAACUGAUGAUGGAAAAGAAUUUCGGGUGGCGAAUCGAACUUUUAAGGCAAAGCCGAAUUACGAAGAAUGCGUUCGCCUAAUCAAUUAUUUUAUAUACGAAGCUCCCGAUGAUCGAUGUUAUCCAACACCCUGCGCGAUUGGAACCACUUAUCAGCCAAAACCGGAUGAAAAUAUGAAAUUCUAUACUUUAGCAACAUUUUUCUGGUCGUUAAAGAAUUUAAAGUUACACGAUCAGAGAGAGAAUGUGAAAGAUUACGAUCAAGCGACCUUUACAAUUGAGAAUGUUAAACAAAAGAUCAGGAAAUACUUUAAUGAUUCUGAUCCAUUUAAAGAAUUAGAAAGAAAUCCUAAAUUUCCAUUAAGAAAGGAACUUUUUAGUUCGUUAUACGCAAUAGAAUUAUUAACAGAUGGCCUAAAUUUCAAAGAGGAUCGUGUAUUUACAGCCGUUAGCAAAAUAGGUGAUCAUUCAAUCGAUUGGACGUUGGGAUUGGCUUUACGUUUGGCCGAUUUCAAGAUCUGCGAUCAGAAAUCAACCCAAAUACAUCUUCUGAAGCAAGGUGGAACAUUGAUAUUUCCUUCAGUUGGUCUCUUAUUAAUAUGUCUCAUUACUGCGUAUGCUUUUACAAAAAAUACUUUGUUAUGAACUUGAAUAUUUUUCUCUAUGUAAGAAAAGAAAACAAAUAAACAAACAAACAAACAAACAAACAAACGAGCCGAGAGAAGAGAAAGAUGAGUUUUUCUAUUGGUUUCCUUAAAGGAAAGAUACAAUUAGAAAAUGUUGAUUGAAUAUAAAAUUCAGUUUUGUUUGUUUGUUUGAACAAAAAAAAGGAAAGAAAAAGGAAAAAAAGAGGGAAAAAAAAUUAUGUUAAUAUGGAAAAAGAGAACUUUAAAGAUUUAAUUAAGAAAAUAUUUCUGUGUAGGAAAAAUAUAAGAAGAUAAGAAGAGAAAGAAUAUCUGUUGUCUUAAUAUCAAUAUGAUUAUUACUAAUAUUAUCGCUAUUACUAUUGUUAUUUGAUUUGAAAACAAUGAAUGAAAAGUUUUUUUGUUUUUCUUUAUUUUCUUUCUUUCUCUCUGUCUGUCUGUCUGUCUGUCUGUCUGUCUGUCUGUCUCUCUCUCUCUCUCUUUCUUUCUGCUUUCCUUCCUCUCCUUUAAAAUAGAAGAACGUAUGUUCAGUAAAAAAUUAACGUAUUAAUAAGUGUUAAACUCUUUUCUUUAUGUUUUAAGCACAUUGUCUAUCAUGAUUUUACUGUCAUCUGUGAAUAUACGCUUUAUUAAACAAAGGAAAUAAUUGAUUUUGUUCUAAAUCAAUUGUUAUCUAAAUAAUCUGUCUAAAAUAAAAUUAAACAAGCUGACAAUACUGUAUGCUAAGUACUCGAAAGCUUUUUUCCGUUUCUCUACUAAGACACUAGGUGGCGUUAUUGAAUCGUAAUAAUAAAAAACAAAAAAAGUUUUUGUAGUGGGUGUUUUCGUCAUUAUUUUACGGAUGAGGAUUUUGGUUUGUUGUAUCCUGAUUAUUCCAUUAUUGUUAGCGAGCAAUAGAUGUGUAUAUAGAGUUAAUAAAGUCGAUAGAAGUAAUUUUUAUCAAAAUGAAAUCACUUUGGGUGGUGUUGAAAAAAUGAAGGUUAUUAAUAGUGAUUAAUUAUUCUCCUUAGUUAGCUAGCUAGCCAGCGAACGAACAAGAUUUAAUAGCUUAAAUUAAGAGAUUGUUGAAUACUACGCAUAGUAUACAAUAUAAUCAAUUACAUAGACACGUCUGUUCAAUAGGAAAUCAUCCUGGCCAAAGAUGCUUUUUAUUCUUUUCUUAUUCUCUUCUUACAGAAAUGAAAUAAAAAGGAGAAAUAUCAAUUAAAUAAAAAAAACAAUUAAAAAAAUAACAUAACGUAAUGACGUAAUUAUAUAACAUUUCU